Molecule: messenger RNA, 897 nt
Organism: Seminavis robusta
Lineage: Eukaryota; Bacillariophyta; Bacillariophyceae; Naviculales; Naviculaceae
Source: the annotation of a GenBank genome assembly
AUGUUCAAUAAGGAACGACCAUACCACGAUGACAGCACCGCUUCCCGUCUGCUCAGCGAAGUUAAGCAUCGUCGGGCCAGCUUUAGCAGAAAGAUGGCGGCAAUCUGCUGGGUUUUCAUUGUAUUGAUGCUGCAUUUGUCGUUGCCGUUUGUCUUUGCGUUGAGCACUCCAGGAUUGACAACCAAAAAGAGCCAACGUCCCAAGGCUCCCCAAAGAACGAGACCGGCUGCGAAACCUUGGCGAUAUUCCAGCCCCAAGAAUUCGAGAUGGGAUGUUCGUCAUACCAAGAGUUUUCGAUUUGAACUACUACUGAAAGCGUCGGGAACGUUGACAUUGCCCAUGCACAAAAAGCCCAGAGAGUCUCUGUCGCACGUCUUGGGCAAAGGGUUACUCUGGGCGCUCUUUCAAGACCGUUAUGGGUCCAACCCAACACAGACCAUACUCGUCGAGACACCCAUUCCACAGGAACCUCGCUAUGUUCCCGAUGUCGUUGCCUUUCAUCACCCGAAAAUAAUAAUACCAUCUGCAGCACAACAACAACAACAAGACGACACUGCUCUCCUGCAUUCGUUCUUGGAACAUGACAUUCAGCCUUCCUUUUGGGGUGAAUCGGGACGAAUGUCGGCCGAAAAGGCGGCGGAUUUGGCACACAAGUAUCCAAAUACCCAUUUGGUGCAUUUGCGGUGGGGAUCCGGUGAUCAAAAUACCCAUGCUGGAUUCUUUGAAGAGAUUGAAACGGCGAUACUACCGUCUCUCCAUUACAGGACGGCACCGUUUGAGUUUGCCUUUUUGGCACGAGAGCCAAAAAGUUGUGUAGACGAGGAUGGGGUAGUGAGAAUAACAAGGGACGAUGUGCAAUGGCGAACGGCAGGUUUUGGCAUUGAUCGAAACUAUUGA